Indicator indicator is the source of this 828-nucleotide messenger RNA. It is a transcript of the gene OAF, whose product is annotated as out at first homolog. The coding region runs from base 1 to 828 and encodes 275 amino acids. The record is from RefSeq and is a predicted model, not a curated record. NCBI's taxonomy places the organism in Eukaryota, Metazoa, Chordata, Aves, Piciformes, Indicatoridae. The transcript is spliced from 4 exons.
AUGCCCGGCCCGCGGCGCCGGCUGCCGGCGCUGCCCGCCCUGCUGUGGCUGGCGCUGGCCCCGCUGCCCGGCGCGCCCGGCCCCGCGGCCAGGGCCGAGCUGCGGGUGCGGGUGCGGCUGCCCGGCGGGCAGGUGACGGAGGAGAGCCUGCAGGCCGACAGCCGCCUCGACUGCAUCAGCCUGGAGCUGCGCACGGCCGACGGCGCGCUCGUCACCCUCACCGCCGACUUCAGACAGGAGGUGAAGAUUUUCCGUGCCUUAAUCCUAGGGGAGCUGGAGAGGGGCCAGAGCCAGUUUCAAGCUCUCUGCUUCGUCACAAGGCUUCACCGCAACGAGAUCAUCCCCAGCGAGUCCAUGGCAAAGCUGCGGCAGAAGAAUCCCAGGACAGUGCGGCAGGCUGAGGAGGUGCGGGGCCUGGAGCACCUCAGCAUGGAUGUAGCUGUCAACUUCAGCAAGGGAGCCCAGCUGAGCUCCCACAUCCACAAUGUCUGUGCAGAGGCCAAAGAAGCAAUUUAUACCCGAGAGGAGGAUGUCAAAUUUUGGCUGGAGAAAGGAGUGGACGGCUCCAUGUUCGAGGUCCUGCCACAGACUUCUGAUCUGCCUGACCUGCAGCGCUGCAAGCUGUGUGCAGACCUCUGGAAGCCCUGCAUCUGCAGCUACUCUCUGAGCAUCGAGUGGUAUCCCUGCAUGCUGAAGUACUGCCGGAGUCGGGAUGCUGGCGGCAAGGUUUCUUCUUACAAGUGCGGCAUCCGCAGCUGCCAGAAGGGCUACACCUUUGAUUACUACGUGCCACAGAAGCAGCUCUGUCUCUGGGAUGAGGAGACCUAG